This is a messenger RNA of Synchiropus splendidus (mandarinfish), 653 nucleotides long. Its product is annotated as histone H1-like. The transcript has a single exon. Gene Ontology annotation, molecular function: structural constituent of chromatin; DNA binding. Gene Ontology annotation, biological process: nucleosome assembly. The record is from RefSeq and is a predicted model, not a curated record. Lineage: Eukaryota; Metazoa; Chordata; Actinopteri; Syngnathiformes; Callionymidae. The coding region runs from base 27 to 653 and encodes 208 amino acids. Gene Ontology annotation, cellular component: nucleosome.
CUGAGAGGAGAAAACAGACUAAGAAUAUGACAGAAGUUGCACCAGCUCCAGCCGCCGCCCCGGCAAAAGCUUCCAAGCCGAAGAGGAAGUCAGGCAAGUCCGCCAGUUCUGGACCGAGUGUUCGCGAGCGCAUUGUCAAGAUCGUGUCCGCCUCCAACGAGCGUGGAGGUGUGUCACUGGCCGCCAUCAAGAAAGCUCUGGCCGCCGGUGAGUACGAUGUGGAGAAGAACAAUGCUCGCAUCAAGCUCGCCAUCAAGAAGCUGGUGGCUAAUGGUGUCGUGAUCCAGACCAAGGGCACCGGAGCGUCCGGCUCUUUCAAGAUGAACAAGAAAGAAGCGCCCAAGACUAAAAAAGCCGCUCCAAAAACCAAGAAGGUCGCUGCCAAGAAACCCGUAGCAGCCAAGAAAGCACCAGCGGCGAGGAAGCCGAAAUCCGCGGUGAAGAAGACGGCAGCCUCUAAAAAGUCUCCGAAGAAGGUCAAGCCUGCGAAGACUGAAGCGAAGAAAGCAGCAGCGAAGAAGGCGAAGAGCCCCAAGAAAGCUAAGGUGACCAAGACAUCCGCCAAGCCGAAGGUGGUGAAGAAGCCUGCGGCAAAGAAAGCACCGAAGAAGACGUCUAAGGCAGCGAAGAAAGCGGCACCAAAGAGAAAGUAA